UAACUGAUAGCCGGCCAUAUUUCUUUCUUGUAUGCGUUGGAUCUCACUGUGUCAAGAUGAGUUCCCUAAAGCUACAGAAGAGGCUUGCAGCCUCUGUUAUGCGAUGCGGCAAAAAGAAGGUGUGGUUGGAUCCUAAUGAGAUCAAUGAAAUCGCCAACACCAACUCCAGACAGAACAUCCGUAAGAUGAUCAAGGAUGGUCUGGUGAUCAAGAAACCAGUAGCGGUACAUUCCCGUGCCCGUGUCCGUAAGAACACAGAGGCCCGCAGAAAGGGUCGUCACUGUGGCUUCGGUAAGAGAAGAGGUACUGCAAAUGCGCGUAUGCCACAAAAGGAACUAUGGGUACAAAGACAAAGGGUACUCCGUAAACUGCUGCUAAAGUACAGAACAGCCAAGAAGAUUGAUAGGCAUCUGUACCAUGCUCUGUACAUGAAGGCGAAGGGUAAUGUGUUCAAGAACAAGCGUGUGCUCAUGGAGUACAUCCACAGGAAGAAGGCUGAGAAGGCUAGGACUAAGAUGCUCAGUGAUCAGGCCGAGGCGCGCCGCAACAAGGUGAAGGAGGCCCGCAAACGGCGCGAGGAGCGCAUCGCCGCCAAGAAGGAAGAGCUGCUGCAGACGUUCGCGCGCGAAGAUGAAGCCGCCGUCACCGCCAAAAAGUGAUACAAUAAACACCUGAACACAUA
This is a messenger RNA of Chilo suppressalis (striped riceborer), 682 nucleotides long. The record is from the annotation of a GenBank genome assembly. NCBI's taxonomy places the organism in Eukaryota, Metazoa, Arthropoda, Insecta, Lepidoptera, Crambidae.